Molecule: messenger RNA, 4885 nt
Organism: Camellia sinensis
Lineage: Eukaryota; Viridiplantae; Streptophyta; Magnoliopsida; Ericales; Theaceae
Source: RefSeq, a predicted model, not a curated record
ACCUCCACUUCACCUACUCCACUACUCCAACUCCACUUCACAUCUCCUAUAUAAUGUACAUACAAUACAAUCAACAUACAUCAAUCAAUAAUACAUACAUCAAUUUUAACAACUUCUAUGGAGAAUCUUGAAACCAAGUGGCCAAAUAUAGUUCAGAAGGUAGUGAAGACACAUGAGGAGCGGAGAAGGGAAAUUGAGGUUCAAGUGGCUGCAGCGAGGCUUGUGCAGCAAAAUUUAGAAUCUAUGCAAACAGAACCUGAUCUGAAUUCGGAGAAAAACAAACUUGAUGAACGAAGGAAGUAUGCUUCCCUGAUGAAGAUGAUGCCAUCAUUGAAAAGAAUGGAUGAGUUUAAAUCGUAUUGGAACUCUAUGAGUGUCGAGAAAAAGCGGGGAUUGCUUGAACUCAGAAUUCGCGAUUUGAGAGACCAUUUUAGUUCAAUGAAAGAUGGUUUAGCGGCAAAGACUUUCUCAGAAGCUUUAGGCUUUGCCCAAGAGAACAAGACUUGGAAGUUCUGGUCUUGUUUCUUUUGUGGUGAGACGUUUAAAGACUCAGAAUUGCAAAUGCAGCAUAUUGACCAGGAGCACAAGAAAGGCAUCUCAUCGAAGUUGCAACAAGUUAAGCCAGAAGAAGUUGAUGCUGAUUGGGCUGAAAUGCUUGUCAAUUGUACAUGGAAGCCAGUGGAUACCCAUAGAGCUCGGAAAAUUAUUCACAAACAAUUAGAAAGCGUAUUGGCUAAUCUUCCUGAUAAUGAUGAAUACUGUCUGAAGGAGGAUGAAGAGCCAAACAAAGGGCAGGUUCGCAGUGGUAAUGAAAGAAGCAGACAUGAUUCUGAGGGGUAUUUGCAACUUAUGGCCUGCCCGGAUGAUCAGAAGUGGCCAAUAUCUGAUGAUGUUGAGCGUGCAAAAAUUCUUGAAAGCAUUCAUGCUGAGUUCCAAAUACUUCUUAGACACAAAUGUCUUGCUCAGAGUACUCUUAAACAGUUGAUAAAUGACACCAUAGAAGAACUGCAGAAUUUUGUUCCAUUAUCGGAGAUUUACAGUAAUGGCCUGGAGAAAACACCUCUCUGUAUCUGUUUUAUGGAGGAGCCCUAUUUAAAAAAGAUCCUUACAUUCUUGCAGACCGUGGCCAUUAGUUAUGGCUUAAACAUGUACCUUGACGAGGGUAGUUCCUUGAAUGAUGAACUUAAUGUCUAUGAGGGGAAGGUAGUUAAAGAAAGGAUUGUUUUUAAUGGUGACUCAUCAUGUCUCCUUCUGGAUGAGCGUUUACUGCGAGGGGAGCUAUUGCCAUGCAAUUACGAGGAUGCUGUUGCAGAUGAUGGUUCAGCAAUAACUUGUACCAUUGGUCAUGAUGAAGUUGAUGUGCUUCCAGAUAGUGAUGCUUUAAUUCGUUGGUUGUUUUCUGGUCAUUCAAUUGGAGAAGAAUUAACAUUAUGGACAAAUAUACAACAUGCUGCGAGGCAUCAAGGAAUGAAUGUUAUUCGGACAUUUGAGAAAGAAUUUGAUCACUUAGAAAUGAUGCAAAGCAAAAAAUGUGAACUUUUGAGCCAUAAGGAAGCAUUACAGGCAUUAGAGAGCAUUUGCAUUAAGGAGCUUGAGAAGAGGGAGCAAGUUGCAGAGCAUAUCCUGCAAAGUUAUGUGUCCCUCUUAAGGAGGCGGCAAGAUGAACUUAUUGGGGAAGACAAUGAUGCUAUGUCCCACAGCAGUAGAUUUGAGUUAGAUGCUAUAUCUAGCAUACUUAAAGAAAAUUUGACCAGCAUCAGUUCACCGAGUUGUAACCAUGAGCAUCAAGAAGAUGCUUGCAUUAGAAUUGCAAUACAGAGACAUAUUGAGGAGCCAUCUGCAGAGGUAGCUAUGUUUCUUAGAAAAAUUGAAGCAAUAUUUGUGGGGAGUUUUAUGGUUGCGCGACAGCUGGGGGUAAACUUUAUGCAGACAUCUAGACAAGACUAUCAGUCCAUCAUGUUGCCCCUUCUUAAGUCAUUCAUGCGGGCACAAUUCGAGGCUUUGGUUAACGAAGAUGCAGAGCAGAAGUCAGCUGCUGCAGAAGCAGCAUUAUUAUCAGAACUUGCAGUAGAUGCCAAAAAGAAUAUUAGCAAAGGAGGCAAUAAUACAAAACUUCGACAUGGAAAUCCAAAGGCCAAGAAAAAAAUGAAGGAGUCAAAGGCUACUUGUGGCAGCGAGCUGAAAGAGAAAAAUGAAGAACAAGAUCAAUUUCCUGUUGGCUAUGAUGGUGAUUAUCAAAGUUCUGAGAUUGUUGUUCCUGAAAGAUCUGAUGAAUUUGAGCUACAAGACAAUGAACCUCAGCAUGAAAUUGAGCAUGAAAUGGAUGAAAGAAAGCUCAAAGAGAUGUUGGAGUAUCAAAAAAAGAUUGAGGAUGAGGCCAAACUGAAGAAUCUAGCCAAGCAAAAUAAGAAUGCUGUUGCAACCAUAACCGCAGAGUCAGAGAAAAUGGAUGUUACUUGCUCAACGCUUAGUGAUGAUUGUGAUCCAGGUGUCCCUGUGAGCACUUUGGAGGAAACUAAGGUGCUUGACAAUUCUUCGAAAGUACAAACGACCACAAGGAGAUCUCGAACCCUUGGUGAGGUCAGGCAAGAGACAUUAGUAGCACAGAAGAGCCUUUCCUCAACAACGAGCCAAAGGGUACCUCCUACAGUAUCCUCAGAAGAAUUUUCAGUCUGGUCAGAUUUAUUCGGUCCAGGACUAAGAAAUGAUGUUGGUGAAAACAAUUGCUUUUUAAAUGUAAUUAUACAGUCUCUCUGGCAUUUAAGGAAGUUUAGAGACGAGUUUUUGAGUAGAUCAACAUCCAUACAUGUGCAUAUCGGAGAUCCUUGUGUUGUUUGUGCAUUACAUGAGAUUUUCAAUGCCCUAAGUGUGGCAUCUACAAAUGUGACGAAAGAAGUUGUUUCUCCUACCAAUUUAAGAAAUGCUUUGAGCAAUUUAAGCCCUGAUGGUAAUUUAUUCCAGGAAGCACAGAUGAAUGAUGCUUCUAAAGAAGCAAUUAAUUGCACAGGCUCGUGGGAUUGUGUUAGUGAUGCUUGUAUAGCACAUACAAUUCUUGGAAUGGACAUAUUUCAAAAAAUGAACUAUCACAACUGUGGUAUUGAAUCUGAACAAAUGAAGUUUACUUCUUUUUCCCACUUCAUACGUGCCGUAGCACUCAGAGGAAUGAAGUGUUACUAUGCAGAGAGAUCUUUUGAUGAGCUUUUGGAGCUUGCGGAAAUGCAUCAUUAUAGAAUUUGUGAUCCUGAGGUUGGCGGCUGUGGCAAAUUAGACAAUGUCCACGAUAUUCUUUCAACUCCUCCACAUGUGUUCACAACAGUUCUUGGUUGGGAGAGUCGUAGUGAGCUUGCAGAUGAUAUAUCUGCAACAUUGAGAGCUCUGAGGACUGAGAUAGAUAUUGGUGUCAUGUAUGAGGGUGUAGAUCCAGGGAAGAUAUAUUCCCUUAUUUCAAUGGUAUGCUAUUAUCGACAACACUAUAUCUGCUUCAUUUACAACCAUGUGUAUAAAAAGUGGAUUAUGUAUGAUGAUGAAACUCUGGAGGUUAUUGGCUAUUGGGAUGAUGUUCUUGCCAAGUGUGAAAAAGGGUAUUUACAACCUCAGGUUCUGUUUUUUGAAGCUGUAAAGUAGUUUUUCUUUGGAUGCAUCAUUGGAAUACACAACAGUUAGGCAGUUAAACUUGUUAGCAUUUCUGAUAAAACUGUACUUCUGUUCAUUUUGGUUUCUGUUGCUUUAGCUUUGUCAAGGGAGAACUAUCAUGUAUAAAUAGAGUAGGAAGGUGUAUAACAGUUCCUUCAUUGUAGCAAUAACUCUGAACUCAAUAAGAAUUCAGUCCUAGUUUCUCUCAAUCUUGAAGCUGUGUGAGAUUAGUAACAGUUUACUUAUUAACUUGCAUAAAGUAAACAAAACUAGCACAGCUUGUGUCCUACAAAAUGGUUUUAGUCCAUUCUUUUGCAGUUCAAGUGAUGAAACAUAACCAACUCGCAGCCUCAUUCCAUUUGUUAUCUGCAAAUGCAAGACCAAACUAUAUACUGAACUUGUUGGAUCAUAUAUUGGGAAUUGGAUUCUGUGUCAGGUGCUGUACACCCAGGUCAUGAUGAAGUAGGUGUCUCUAGUGCAAAAUAUCUUGCCACUAACGGUCUCUUAUCCAACAGAAGGGUAAAACAUUAAUCCAAUUAAAACUGAAUAAAACCAAAGAUUAUCAUAGGAGGAUGUUGACUACUAAAAAUUCUAAAAUAAAAGUUCCUCUGAAAACGUUUACAAGUCCAUAUUCAAUUCCUGUAAUCGACAAACUUGAACCCAUCACACUAGACAUGUAAAAUUAAAUUUAAUACUAGAAAACAUCACAGGCUUCUAAAAUCGUCACUCUGUGAGUGAUAUCGCCACAAGACUAGUUAAAGCCCUCGUGAUACUCUGUCCCGACACUGUCCUUUUCGAUCAUUAGCUACUAAGUAAUGGAAAAUUCUAUCUACUCAUAAUUUUUGGUUUGAAGGUUAGUUCGGAUGUAAAGUGUAUGUUAUAAAUUUGAAUUUAGCGUGAUGUGAUAAAAAUGGUCCAUAGAUGUAUUUUUUUGGGGAAUAAUUUUUUGAGGUAUAUUGUAUUAUAUAAGUCAUUAGUUAAAACUUGAUCAAUAAGCUGAAAGAACAUAAAAGGAUCAUCAAUUACCUUUUUGUUUUUGUUUUUGUGUUUUAGGGCUGAGAUUAAAUGGAUUCGGUAGAGAUUACCAAUUGUUGUCUUCGAACAGUAUUAAAGGUUUUGAUACACUCUAGGAAGCACGGAUACGGAUACGGGAUACGGAUACGGAUACGAUACGAUACGGCGAUACGACAAAAUUUGAAAAAUUAGGAUACGGGUACGGCGGGGAUACGUUCGUAAAAAAUAUUAUUUUAAC